AUGGGCUUCUCACUGUUGUCCAUUAUUGGGGUGGCUGUCGUAACUCUUCUCCUUGUCGUAGCUGCGCCAAGCUGUGCAGACUCCAUUAUUGUCAAUGAGGCCACUCGAGCAUGGCUGAAUAUGUGGGUUGACGCUAUUCCAAACCUGCAGAUCAUUUGGAUGAACCCGAACAUUUGCUCUCGCUCUGGUAUCGAGUGCGUCUCAGCCACCAACUCCAUCAACAUCCGUCUGGAUGCCGUGACAUCUGCUGGCUUCAACUUCAUCGGUACCCUACCGGAGGUGAGCCACUCCAUUGACGGUAGUCAGCUUCAGAUCACCAGUGUCUCUGUCAGCGGUAAGACUCGCUUUACCGGUACCAUCCCUGCAUCGUGGGCGCGCAUCACCCGCCUUACUAGCCUGGAUUUCAGCAGGACUCGAAUGAGUGGCCGAAUUCCUGAUAGUCUCGGCAACCUCCCCAACCUGGUAUCUAUCAACUUCGCAAACGCAUACUUCUGUUACGGUCUUCCCAACUGGAAUGCUUCUGGCUUGCCGAUGCUUACACAGGCCACAUUUGCAAAUAACAACAUGCGCGGCCCGUUUGCCUCCUCCUGGUCCACUUUCCCCGCUUCCAUGUCUCUGGACAUCACUGGCAACAAGCUCUGCGGGUGUAUGCCUAAAUCGUGGGAGUCCAAACCGAACCUGGUGGCUGCUGCCAAGGCUAUGGAUCCUGGCACGGCUUCCGGCUGCUUUCGCUCUUGCAACUCCGCUUCCCUGUCGUAUUGCCCUGCCCCACCCACUGCCAACGGCGCGCAGAUGAUCACGAUGAGCAUGACUAUGAUUAUUAUGGUUGUCGCUGUCAUUUCUUUGGUAUUCUAA
Molecule: messenger RNA, 855 nt
Organism: Leishmania braziliensis MHOM/BR/75/M2904
Lineage: Eukaryota; Euglenozoa; Kinetoplastea; Trypanosomatida; Trypanosomatidae
Product: surface antigen like protein
Exons: 1
Coding region: 1-855 (284 amino acids)
Molecular function (GO): protein binding
Source: RefSeq, a predicted model, not a curated record